GACGCAUCUCUGCGGUAGCGCCCAUGCAUGCUCUAGGUCAGACCUAGCUAUAAACAUCUUAAUCGCCGUGGUUAAACGAUUAUCGUAAACUCUACGGCGUCUGUGUUCAACAUGACUACUAUGCUUUUUUUCUCGGCGAUUGCCUUCGCACUGUACAUGGUAUACGGCGCAUUCAAGUAUGGGCAUCGAAGAAAAGAUAUGCCCAUCGGGCCAAGGACCUUGCCAUUCAUCGGAAAUCUACAUCAGAUGCCGAAGUCCUACACCCAUGUCAAAUUUACCGAAUGGGCCCGUCAGUAUGGAGGCCUCUUCACACUGAAGCUCGGAAAUGCUACCAUGGCGGUGAUUACGGAUCGUAGGAUCGUCAAGUCUACCGUAGAUAAGAGAAGCAAUAUCUACAGCCACCGACCGCCGUCCUACGUCUCCCACGAUUUGAUUACGAAGGGCAACCAUCUCCUGGUUAUGUUUUAUGGAGAUAAGUGGCGGACUUUUCGACGUCUUAUUCACCAGCAUCUGACAGAGAACAUGGUGGAGCGGGUGCAUUUACCCCUUGUCAACGCCGAAGCUGUCCAGCUCGUGCGUGACUACAUGCUCUUCCCUGAGGACCAUAUGCUGCAUCCGAAGCGGUUCAGCAACAGUAUUAGCAACUCCAUCGUCUUUGGAAUUCGAACACCACAUGCCAGAGCGACGUACAUGCGACGCCUGUACACGUUAAUGGAGUCGUGGUCCGAGAUAAUGGAAACAGGAAACACUCCUCCUGUGGAUAUCUUCCCCUGGCUGAAAGCUAUACCCGAGAAGAUUUUCGGCAACUAUAAGACCCGCUCCUUGGCUGUUGGGAAGCAGAUGGAGUCGUUAUACGAGGACAUUCUACAGGAUGUGUUGAAGCGGCGCGAGGUCCGUAAUGCUGGUUCUUUCAUGGACGUGGUCCUUGAUCAGCAGGAAAAGACUCAACUGCCGAGAGACCAAUUACGGUUUAUUGGUGGUGUGCUCAUGGAGGGCGGCUCCGACACAUCAUCAUCCCUUAUCCUAGCGAUCAUUCAGGCGCUAAUCCUGAACCCAGAAGUUCAAGAGAAGGCCUACCGCGAAAUCGCGACAGUGGUCGGGGAAGACAGGUCUCCGCAGUGGUCAGACAUGGACAAGCUUCCUUACAUCAACAUGAUUGUGAAAGAAGGACACCGCUGGCGACCAAUCUUGCCUCUUUGUUUCCCGCAUGCUCUGGGCCAAGAUGAUUGGGUAGACGGCAAGUUCCUUCCAAAGGGAACAAUUAUUAUCCUCAAUGUUUGGGGCAUGCACAUGGACCCGAACGUGUGGGACGAGCCUGAGAAGUUCAACCCGGACAGGUACUGCGACCACCCCAAACUCGCCCCUGAAUACGUCGCAGGCGGCGACUGGCAGAAGAGAGAUCACUACGGCUACGGUGCUGGGCGGCGCAUCUGUCCCGGCAUGUACCUAGCCGAGCGAAACAUGCUUCUAUCCAUUGCCAAGCUUAUCUGGGCUUUCAAGUUCGAGCCACAGACUACACAUGGCUUGCCGCAACCCGUGGAUCCUGAUCCGGUAACUGGAUAUCACCAUGGGUUCUUGUACUGCGCAAAAGACUACGGUUGCAAGCCCGAAGUCCGGUCUAAGGCUAUUAGGGAGACGGUUUUGCGGGAAUUUAGCCAGGCCGAGAGGGAAGUCUUUAGUCGGUUUGAUAUUUCUUAAUCUAGGGUGAUGCAAUAAACAAGCACCAGUUUGCCAGUCGCAAUACUCACGUAUAUAGUACUCGUAGUAGCAGCAGCAGUUAAACGGCGCCUACACUAGGGUUUGACAUCGUCUAGUCCGGCACGGGUAGUAGGCGGGACGAAUAGCCCGCCGUCUAUACGGCCUAGUAGAGUUGAGUUGAGUUGAGUUAUAUUUAUUUACCCUGACCUAUCGCCCUGAGCGAUAUGUAGGCUACGACUAUUUAAAGAGUUUUGCUACUAGUUUACAUGUGAUUUGUUAAUCUGGGAGGAAAAGGGAAGGUAAAAGGAGCGGA
This is a messenger RNA of Aplosporella prunicola CBS 121167, 2011 nucleotides long. RefSeq lists its product as uncharacterized. NCBI's taxonomy places the organism in Eukaryota, Fungi, Ascomycota, Dothideomycetes, Botryosphaeriales, Aplosporellaceae. The record is from RefSeq and is a predicted model, not a curated record. Gene Ontology annotation, molecular function: iron ion binding; monooxygenase activity; heme binding. The transcript is spliced from 5 exons. The coding region runs from base 112 to 1698 and encodes 528 amino acids.